UACAUUCAUCCAGCUAGAUACUAGUUCACAUAAAGUCUACAAAGCUACACAAUUGUAAACCCUAGCAUUUUCUUCUCCUUUUUUAUGCAUUCUUCAGUUAAUCUCUUGGUUUACAACUUCUUCAUGUGUUUUCCUUUCAGUAGUUAACACAAAGUUAGAGCUACUAAUUGAUUAGCUAUACUGUGAAUGAAUGAUCAUAUAUAGCUCUUAUUCUUGAAAUAAUUGAAAGAAAGAAAAAAGGCAGCAAAAGUGGAUGGGAAGAGGCCAUAUGAAUCAUCGGAGAAAGAAGAAGAAAAUCAUAUUACUAAUCAACAAGACAUAUGUCCCAAUAUGUACUCAGCAGCUCGAUCUCAACAUGACAUGUCUACUAUGGUUGGUGUCCUCUCUCAAGUUAUUGGGAACACCACUGCUGGAAACACCAUUAAUAAUACCAAUUCUUCUUCAGCUUCCUCUGUGCAUAAUACGCCAUUAACCCUAAGUCAGUCUAUGCAAAACCAACCUCAGCCCAAUCAACAACAAGGGAAUCAAAGAAGAAGACACUACAGAGGUGUGAGGCAAAGACCUUGGGGUAAGUGGGCGGCCGAAAUCCGUGACCCUAAAAAAGCUGCUAGAGUAUGGCUUGGGACUUUUCACACUGAUGUGGAUGCUGCUAUUGCAUAUGAUGAAGCUGCUCUUAAAUUUAAAGGAAACAAAGCUAAACUAAACUUCCCAGAAAGGGUUGAAUGCAAAACUGAAUUUGGGACAUACAUUACUACUGAUCAUCAUCAUCAUCAAGAACAAUUUCCAGCUGCUAGCUCCAAUAAUGAUCUUCCAACUUCUUUGGGGACUUUCUCUCAAUUAGAACAUGAUAUUCACCACAACGCCCAGCUACUUCGCAGUAGCGGUAAUAAUAAUGCUGAUUUGAACUUUGGAGUCUCACCAAGAGUUGAUCAACCUUCAGGGUUCGUCUCUAAAGCACUGAAUUUUGCCGAACCUACUUUCAUUUCGGAAUCAUCAUCAAUCACAUCUUUGGUACAACAAGCGCCAAGUUAUCACAAAGAAGAUGAAAAUAUUCCGAGAUUUUCAUCCCAUUUGGGGACUUCUUCAAGCUCAGGGCCUAUUGAAAGUAGUUUGGAGGAGUUUGACGAUCCAAAGUAAAUAUUCUUUCGACAACAUGAAGGUAAUUUCUUGAGGAUGUCUGUUAUUAUAAGUUUUUUCUUAGUUCCAAGUUUUUGGUUUUAAAAGUGGUUUUUCUUUCUCGUUUGUCUUGCAAUUAAUAGCACUACUUGGUUCGAUUAAUAAAUUCAGUUGGUUAGACAGGAACUAUAGUCAUUUACCUAUGAAAAAUAAAUUACUAUCA
Molecule: messenger RNA, 1339 nt
Organism: Lycium ferocissimum
Lineage: Eukaryota; Viridiplantae; Streptophyta; Magnoliopsida; Solanales; Solanaceae
Product: ethylene-responsive transcription factor ERF113-like
Exons: 3
Coding region: 331-1137 (268 amino acids)
Biological process (GO): regulation of DNA-templated transcription; ethylene-activated signaling pathway
Molecular function (GO): DNA-binding transcription factor activity; DNA binding
Source: RefSeq, a predicted model, not a curated record